Molecule: messenger RNA, 1875 nt
Organism: Aureobasidium vineae
Lineage: Eukaryota; Fungi; Ascomycota; Dothideomycetes; Dothideales; Saccotheciaceae
Source: the annotation of a GenBank genome assembly
AUGAGAGCCCAUCUCGAAACAUGGCUGUCGGAUCCAGUACUGAAUGCUUCAGAGUCAUUCGAUCUGCGUCGAGCAGCCGUUUCUGCGUUCGCCCACGCAAGCACAAAGGCCACAAGUAUGUUAGAAGAUCCUAUUCAAGAUCUUGUGGAGAAGACUAUGAAACGAUUUGGUGACAACCUUUUCGUCAAGCAUUCGCCAAUCUUACAGCAGGAAGCUUGUGCUCAAAUUCUGCUUGUGCUUGCGGGCUAUGCACAUCGAGCUCAGCCAAUGUCCCUGUUCAUAAUGGCUCGCUCGAGCGCACAUCUGAACGGAAUGUCAAAUCGCCUGAAUUCGUCUUCGCUGAGAGCUCGAUUCCUUGGUAUGGUUGUCGGCAUGGCCAUAUCAGAUCUCGUAGACAAACCGGGAUCGAAGAUGAACUUCGACAUUGACGACUUGAAGACAGCCGAAGCAAAGUGGUACCAGCGCCUUGUCAAAGCCGACGACAGAGUCGGUAAUUACACAAGUAUAAAGGAAGUUUUCGGCAACAACAAGGUCACAGAAAAAUCUNCUACGACUGACACCAAACCGCGCCUAACCAACAAGCCUGCACAAACUAAGUCAAAUCCCAAGCCUAUGAUUCAGGAAGAACCUCAGGGACCCAGGAUUAUGGAAGUCUUGGACGACUCUGAGGAAGACGACGAUCUUGUGCCUUAUGCCAAACCGGACUCUGACCCUGAAGACGAAGACGAAGAUCCGACUAUGAUCAAUCGUGACAAGGCAAAGGCUCCUGUAUACAUCCGGGAUCUGAUAGCGGGACUGAACGACUCAGAGAACUAUGACCGACAUAGUUUGGCUUUGAAUAGCGCUGCUGCUUUGAUCCGACGCAAGACUUCGUUUGGUAAAGAAGUCAGUGAUCACACACUCGAGCUUGCAUCAACUUUGGUAGGACUCGGUGAUACGUUCGACAUGGAAGACUUCCUCGAGCUACGAUUGCAGGCAUUGAUUGCAGUGCUUGUAUCAGGCCCAGCGCAGAUGGCACCAUGGUUCGCACGACAGGUCUUCGACGGAGAUUACUCGUUGAGCCAACGUACUACGGUCUUGAGCGUUCUGGGGUUGGGUGCACGAGAGCUGGCUGGCUAUAAGGAUGAGGAUGAAGACCUGAACCCAAAGCUUGCAGCACCAUCGUUCCCAAGCAAACAGCUUCCCGAAAAGUUGCACAAGAUGUACACCACUGAGCGCAACGCACCGGUCGGCCGAAUUGCUUCCAACCUCGAACGGUCCAUGAUACAACCUAUGGCCCUCGACGCAGCUGACAAGAUGUCUGGACCCAACGUACUGAAGGUCCGAACAUUCUCAUCACGUAUGGAAGUAGAGAAGAAGAGGAAGAAGGUGAUUCCCAACACACUGGCCAAGAUUGUCGCAGAAGGCUUCUUCUUUCCCCUGACUGGACGAUGGUGGCAGAAUCUACAGGCGUAUGGAGCGGAUAAUGUGCAUUUCCAGCCGUUCUUGCUCAGCACCUACCUCAAGACACUGUCAUUGAUCUUACAUGCGGCAGGGUCCGGGACGAUCAGCCUUCCACAGAUGACAGCAGAGUUUUGGGAGCUGAUCUUGAGUGUUAGGACGAAUGCAUUGGCGGAUGUCAGUGUCUUAGAGGCUGUUCUCUUCGCGACUCUCACUCUUCUCGAUAUGAACGAAGACAAACGCAGGUUGGCAGAAGAGCAUCCGAAACAGCUGAUCGAGACACAAGAGUGGGUUGAGCUUGUCUUUGAUCGAGUUGGUGGAGGUGACGAAGAGGGUGAGAGGGUUCGCAUGCUCGCUGCUAGCGUUUUGAUGAAAACCAGAGAAGUGGUGGACAAGUACCAACGCUUACUGGUUGGUGACCUCGUAGACUACUGA